UCUUGUAAAUAGAUAAUAAUUUUAUCGAUUAUGUGAAAGCUUUUGGAGCAUAAAAAAAAAAAAUAAUUGGAGAGUUAUUUUUUCAUAAAAAGGAGAGAGAAAGUUAGAUAAAAAGAGAAAAAUAAAAAACAAUAACCCCCCACUAGUUUCGCCCCCUUUUCAGUGCUUUUAACCCAAAAACUCUUCUUCUCAAAUUUAUUUUAUUUUAGCCUUCACCUGCAAUUCUCCAAACUUCUUCUUCCAAUUUUCCUACCAAUAAAAACCAACGUAAACUUCUCUGUACCUUAAAAAAAAGGCACAAACUUUUUUUUGCCUAGUUUUCAAUUUUGUGCUAAUUUUUUCUCAUGGAGUUGAUUGAAGCAAGAGCAUUGAAACCUAGUCUUCUUUCAGAUAUGGCUAUGAAAAAUACCCAACAAGUUUUUAUUGAUGAUUUAUGGUGUGUAACAGGGUUUAAUAAUGGAGCAAAUGAUGAUUUUGAAGUUGAUGACCUUUUGGAUUUUUCUGAUAAAGAUUUUAAAGAUGGGUGUUUACAAGAAUUGCAUGAAGAAGAUGAAAAGGAAUCCUUUUCUGGAAAUUCUCAGAACAGAAAUUCACAAGAUUCUGCUUUUUCCGGCAUGGAAAGCUUUGGUUCCCUCGCCGGCGAACUCCCUAUUCCGGUUGAUGAAUUGGAGAAUCUCGAAUGGUUAUCACAAUUUGUGGAUGAUACGUCGUCGGAAUUCUCGUUGUUGUGUCCAGCCGGCGGUUUCAAGGAGAAAACCGGUGGUUUUCCACAGCCCCGGUCUGAACCGAUGGUUAUGGUUAGACCGGUUGUUAAGAAAAUGAAAGUUCCAGUUCCUUGUUUUCCUUUACCAGUUCCGGUUAAACCGAGGACCAAACGGUCUAGACCGGCUGGAAGAACAUGGUCUUUUCCAUCACCGACAGUUUCAGCGGACUCUUCUUCUCCAACCUCUUCCUCGUACGGUUCAUCACCUUUCCCUUCGGUUUUAUUCAUGAACCCGGUUCAUGAUGGUGACUUGUUUUUCAGCGUGGAAAAACCGCCGUUGAAGAAGAUGAAAAAGAGUUCAUUAACUGAACCCGGUUCAGGACGGAGAUGUACUCAUUGUCAGGUUCAAAAAACACCUCAGUGGCGAGCCGGUCCAUUGGGUCCAAAGACUUUGUGCAAUGCUUGUGGUGUUCGUUACAAAUCCGGUCGGCUUUAUCCUGAAUAUAGACCGGCUUGUAGUCCAACUUUUUCUCAAGAAGUUCAUUCGAAUAGUCACCGGAAAGUUUUGGAGAUGCGGCGGAAGAAGGAAACCGGUGAGGUUAUUGAACCCGGUUUAGCUUCAAUGAUUUCAACUUGUUGAAAUGAAAUAGAACCGGCCGGUUCGGUGGAAAAAGCGGUUUAGUAGGUUGCGGUUAAAAUGUGAAAAUUUUUGGUAAAAUUGUGGUUUGUAGGAGGAGGGUAGACAUAGGAAUGUAACGGUAUUUUAGGGAGGUUAUUGUAAUUUUACUUUUAGGUAUUUUCUACUUUAUUCUUUUUGCUUGAUGUUUUAAUUUUUAUUUUUUUUUGCAGUGUAAAAUUCUAAUUCAUUUGCCGUUUAGUGGUCAAUCUUUUAGAAA
Molecule: messenger RNA, 1599 nt
Organism: Capsicum annuum
Lineage: Eukaryota; Viridiplantae; Streptophyta; Magnoliopsida; Solanales; Solanaceae
Product: GATA transcription factor 5
Exons: 2
Coding region: 345-1343 (332 amino acids)
Biological process (GO): positive regulation of DNA-templated transcription
Cellular component (GO): nucleus
Molecular function (GO): zinc ion binding; sequence-specific DNA binding
Source: RefSeq, a predicted model, not a curated record